GCACGCUGACGCCGCGCAGUCUCGUCCCCUGCUGCCGCCGUCGCCGCUGCUGUCGCCGCCGCCAUUGGAGUCGACGCCUCCUCAGUGCGUCCGCGUCCGGGGCUCACCGCCGCUGCCGCCUCGCCAGGGGCCCGCGCGCCCAGCAGCCGCCGCCGCCGCCCGGCCGGCGCCCGGGGAAUUGGCGGCGGGGCCCGGGGCCGCGCGAGCUAGGGUGACAGGCCCGGCCUCUAGGGGAGGCCCGAGCCGGCGGGCGCCCCGGCCCCGCGUCUAGUUGUUCAUGAAGCAUGUCGGCCACCAGCGUGGACACCCAGAGAACAAAAGGACAAGAUAAUAAAGUACAAAAUGGUUCUUUACAUCAGAAGGAUACAGUUCAUGACAAUGACUUUGAGCCCUACCUUACUGGACAGUCAAAUCAGAGUAACAGUUACCCCUCAAUGAGCGACCCCUACCUGUCCAGCUAUUACCCGCCGUCCAUUGGAUUUCCUUACUCCCUCAAUGAGGCUCCGUGGUCUACUGCAGGGGACCCUCCGAUUCCAUACCUCACCACCUACGGACAGCUCAGUAACGGAGACCAUCAUUUUAUGCACGAUGCUGUUUUUGGGCAGCCUGGGGGCCUGGGGAACAACAUCUAUCAGCACAGGUUUAAUUUUUUCCCUGAAAACCCUGCGUUCUCAGCAUGGGGGACAAGUGGGUCUCAAGGUCAGCAGACCCAGAGCUCCGCGUAUGGGAGCAGCUACACCUACCCCCCGAGCUCCCUGGGUGGCACGGUGGUUGAUGGGCAGCCAGGCUUUCACAGCGACACCCUCAGCAAGGCCCCCGGGAUGAACAGCCUGGAGCAGGGCAUGGUUGGCCUGAAGAUUGGGGACGUCAGCUCCUCCGCUGUCAAGACGGUGGGCUCCGUCGUCAGCAGCGUGGCACUGACUGGUGUCCUUUCUGGCAACGGUGGGACAAAUGUGAACAUGCCGGUUUCAAAGCCGACCUCGUGGGCUGCCAUUGCCAGCAAGCCUGCAAAACCACAGCCUAAAAUGAAAACAAAGAGCGGGCCUGUCAUGGGGGGUGCGCUGCCCCCUCCACCCAUAAAGCAUAACAUGGACAUUGGCACCUGGGAUAACAAGGGGCCUGUGCCGAAGGCCCCAGUCCCCCAGCAGGCACCCUCUCCACAGGCUGCCCCACAGCCCCAGCAGGUGGCUCAGCCUCUCCCAGCACAGCCCCCAGCUUUGGCUCAACCGCAGUAUCAGAGCCCUCAGCAGCCACCCCAGACCCGCUGGGUUGCCCCACGCAACAGAAAUGCGGCGUUUGGGCAGAGCGGAGGGGCUGGCAGCGAUAGCAACUCUCCUGGAAACGUCCAGCCUAAUUCUGCCCCCAGCGUCGAAUCCCACCCCGUCCUUGAAAAACUGAAGGCUGCUCACAGCUACAACCCGAAAGAGUUUGAGUGGAAUCUGAAAAGCGGGCGUGUGUUCAUCAUCAAGAGCUAUUCUGAGGACGACAUCCACCGCUCCAUUAAGUACUCCAUCUGGUGUAGCACAGAGCACGGCAACAAACGCCUGGACAGCGCCUUCCGCUGCAUGAGCAGCAAGGGGCCCGUCUACCUGCUCUUCAGCGUCAAUGGGAGUGGGCAUUUUUGUGGGGUGGCCGAGAUGAAGUCCCCCGUGGACUACGGCACCAGUGCCGGGGUCUGGUCUCAGGACAAGUGGAAGGGGAAGUUUGAUGUCCAGUGGAUUUUUGUUAAGGAUGUACCCAAUAACCAGCUCCGGCACAUCAGGCUGGAGAAUAACGACAACAAACCGGUCACAAACUCCCGGGACACCCAGGAGGUGCCCUUAGAAAAAGCCAAGCAAGUGCUGAAAAUUAUCAGUUCCUACAAGCACACAACCUCCAUCUUCGACGACUUCGCUCACUACGAGAAGCGCCAGGAGGAGGAGGAGGUGGUGCGCAAGGAACGGCAGAAUCGAAACAAACAAUAAGGGCGAACCAGUUUCUUACAUGUUCUAACGUUUGACUUUGAAAACAGUUUAAAACACGUGUGCUUGGUCAGCUCCAGUGUGUCGUCCCGUGCGGGGGUUGAGUGUUGCAUCUUUGCCUUUCUUGUCGUUGAUUUUUGCCCAGAUGGAUCUGCAUUUAUUUGUACUUUUUCUAUGUAUUAUAAUCCUGUAGAAGUCACUAAUAAAGGAGUAUUUUUUUUGUCAGCUUA
Gorilla gorilla gorilla (western lowland gorilla) is the source of this 2191-nucleotide messenger RNA. It is a transcript of the gene YTHDF1, whose product is annotated as YTH N6-methyladenosine RNA binding protein F1. Lineage: Eukaryota; Metazoa; Chordata; Mammalia; Primates; Hominidae. The record is from RefSeq and is a predicted model, not a curated record. The coding region runs from base 285 to 1964 and encodes 559 amino acids. The transcript has 5 exons. Gene Ontology annotation, cellular component: cytoplasm. Gene Ontology annotation, biological process: mRNA destabilization. Gene Ontology annotation, molecular function: N6-methyladenosine-containing RNA reader activity; mRNA binding.